AUGGCGUCCGUAUACAAGUCGAUAUCUAAGAAGAAACAAGAGCGCCUCGUCGCCGACGAAAUCUCUGAAGAUGAGGAUAUGGAUAUGAACGAUUUGAUGGAUGAAGAAUUCAGCGACAGCGAUGAUGAUGACGAAGAAGAGGAAAUUGAAGAGAAUGCUGCGACGAAUGGUGCGAAUGGCCAACAAUCCAACAAAAAUGAAGGAUUCAUGCCGAAGACGAGGGUUCUGAUGCUUACUUCGAGAGGUGUUACGCAUCGACACCGAUAUCUUCUCUCCGAUCUCUCCGCUCUCCUCCCUCACACACACAAAGAGAACAAGCUUGACACCAAGAAGAGCGGCGGAUACAACAUGCUCCUCAACUCGCUCGCCGAACUCCACUCUUGCAACGUCGUCUUCUUCCUCGAGGCCCGCAAACGUGGUCAGGAUCUGUACCUCUGGCUCUCGCGCCCUCCCAAUGGCCCCACUAUCAAGUUCUCAGUUACCAACUUGCAUACCAUGGGCGAAAUGGGUACUGGAUUUGCUGGUAAUUGUUUAAAAGGCGGUCGCGGCAUCGUUAUGUUUGACAAGUCGUUUGACGAAAAGGGUCCCGAGGCCGUGAGUCAAAGUGGUACGGAGUAUCGCGGUCUCAUUCGAGAGAUGCUUCGCAAGGUGUUUUGUGUGCCUAAGCGUGGCGUCAGGGGUAUGAAGCCGUUCAUUGAUCGCAUCAUCGGCGUUUUUGGCGUUGAUGGCAAGAUCUGGAUCCGGGUCUACGAAAUCCGGGAAUCUGAAGCGGGUAGCAAGAAUAAAGACGACCAGGCAGAAGUCAAAAAGGCAACCAAGGGCGCAAAGACUGGUAGUACCGGACCGGAAGUAUCGCUCGUUGAGAUUGGUCCUCGCUUCGUUCUUACGCCUAUUGUUAUUCUUGAGGGAAGUUUUGGUGGUCCCGUCAUCUACGAGAACAAGGAAUACGUGAGCCCGAACCAGGUCCGUCGCGACAUCCGUCUGGAGAAGGCUAGCCGAUAUGCGCAAAGAAGGGACGUACAGGCAGACCACGAAGUCAAGAAGUCGUCUCUGGGUCUCGGAAAGGAGGGUAGGAAGAGAGAUGCUUUGGAUACGAGGGAGGUGUUUGCUUAA
Molecule: messenger RNA, 1113 nt
Organism: Talaromyces amestolkiae
Lineage: Eukaryota; Fungi; Ascomycota; Eurotiomycetes; Eurotiales; Trichocomaceae
Exons: 2
Coding region: 1-1113 (370 amino acids)
Biological process (GO): ribosomal large subunit assembly; rRNA processing
Cellular component (GO): nucleolus
Molecular function (GO): rRNA binding
Source: RefSeq, a predicted model, not a curated record